Messenger RNA from Ambispora gerdemannii, 2226 nucleotides. NCBI's taxonomy places the organism in Eukaryota, Fungi, Glomeromycota, Glomeromycetes, Archaeosporales, Ambisporaceae. The record is from the annotation of a GenBank genome assembly.
AUGUUUAGAAAAAAUGCCAUUUCACUAGAAAUAGAAAUAGACGAAAAUUUUACUGGAAUUAUGUAUGGAACACCAGACGAGUCUGCCGGAUGUCAAUUAAAAGGAAAAGUAGUAUUAAGGAAUAAGAAAACGUUCACAGCGAAACAAUUAUUUUUGGUGUUUACUGGGCAGAUUUGUGUUACUUGUGGACCACUAAUGUCUUCCAGACCUGAAUAUUAUGAAGAACAAACAUUAUAUCGUAAAUUGUGUUAUUUUCUUAGUACCGAACACACCAACAAACAAAUUCCUUCCGGAACACAUGAAUUCUACUUUGAAUUCGAUUUACCAGGACAUCUACCAACUUCCUUUAAAGGAACUAGAGGGAAAAUCGAAUACUAUUGCCACGCAUUUCUUGAUCGUCCUGUAUUCUACAGUAACAUGUCUUCUGAGAAAUCCAUUAUAACAUUAAAACGAUGUCUAAUGAAAAUAAACACGACGAUGGAAGAUGAAUCAGCCGGAACCAGCUUUAAUAUUAAUCGUGAUAGUAUUAAUAAUGCACGAUCUUUUUCUGAAGGAAUGUUGGAUAAUAAUAAUGUUCAGUAUCAGAUUAGUACUCCUGUUAUUGCUUAUUGUGAAGGUGGAUUGGUAUCGGUAGACUUGUUUUUAAAACCUAUGAAUUCGGAUAUUACUAUUGAGUCGGUUGAGUAUGGGCUUAAAGAAUAUACUAGUUUUCAUACAACAGGAGAGGCGUCAUUAAUAUCAGUGACAGCGAGUAUAUACGAAGAAACCUUUCCACUCGGAAAAAGAAAGAUCAAACUCGGUGAACGUGCAAAUAUGAUCCCAAUACAUUUUCGAUUGUUUCCUCGAGUAAAAUGCGAUCUAGAAACGAAAUUAAUUGAACUUAAUCAUAAAUUAUCGUUCACAAUUACCGUAAGAGAAGGAAGAGAAGGAAGAAGACAACGUUUAUCAUUGCCACAACAUCAUCAAUUUGAUGAUACAGAGCAAUGCAACUCUCUUAGAGAUUCUGCAAAUAUUAUACGUCACCGAAUAUCAUCCAACGAACGUCGUCGAUAUCAAUAUAUAAAUUCAUUGGAGGCACUUGAAGGACGACGUAUUACAGAAUCUUCACAAUCACCUAGAGGACGUGACAACGACGAUGAUGAGGAAAAAAAUAUUCGGAUGUUGCAAUUAGAGGUUCCGAUUAUUGUCACUUCUAAGCCUAUUAUCACUAGAAGUAAUAAUCAGGAUGCUACUGUUGCUAGUAGUGUAAAGAAACGCAAAGUUAAAAGUGUACCCGCUUUUCCUGAUAAUCUUUACGACACUGGCUACAUGAUUGAUGAAUCGGGCCAACUUUGUUAUCUUUGUGGGAAACCAUAUAAUUUCCACGAUGGAUUGAGAAGGGAGAGUAUUCAGCUAUAUGAUCAUCUUGUUGAUCUUUUAACAAAACACGUGUGUGAAGCUUUUGUGAAUACUCACGGUCUAAAAGAGAUCUUAAUUCCUUUUGGAGCGACCCAAGAAGGUGUCCACUCUCGAAUUUUUGUGAGUCCGGAUAUAUUCGAAAAUGAGAAAAUGACGGUCUUUGUUCCGUGCACUGGAUAUCCAGUCGGUGUUUGGUCUCGAAGAGUAAUGGUGGAUCAUUCUGUUCCGGAGGGUUCUAUGUUGAAAUACACCAAAGAUGCCCUUGAUCUAGGAUUCUCUUUGAUUAUCACAAAUCCGAACGAAGUUUACUGGUGUAAUGGAAAACCGUUGGCAUUACCGCGAGCUUGCGCUGAUUAUCAGCCUAUACCAGUUGAAAUACUCAAAAACAGAGUGAAGGCCAUCGAUUUUGUGACUUCUACUCAUUCUCUCAAGUACAUCAAAUCAGGUGCUCUGAAACAUUGUCGAAAUUGGGUUAUUUCCGAAAAAAGUAUCGGUGAAGAAGUUGUUGAUCCGCAAUUUGGAUGUGUGUGCCUUUCUUCUGGACACACAUUACAAGAAUUCAUAAUUCGGGAUGUAAGAUCGAUGGUAUUUAAUCAUUUUCUUCGAAGACUUACCAAUGAGCAAGAGCAGCAAUUUGGUAUUUUGGAUACUCGAGAUAGAAACGAAAAUGAUAAUGAGAAUGAUCUCAUCAUCGAGAUGGACGACGAGAAAUUUGUACAAGAAAUGGAAAAUACCAAAAUUGUAGAUGUUUCUGAAGGGAUCGAGAUUUUGGGCGUCUGUGUUCCUUUGGGCGAGAAGAAAAAAGAGUCGUCUGGCACUGGAAAAUAG